AUGGAUGAACCUAAAUAUGCUGUAGUGCCUGCACAGUUUAGACCUAGCUCUUGUUGCAAUGUAUUGUAUAAAACUAUCACAAAGAUGAUUUGUGGUAGAUUGAAGGAGACCAUUAGGCUACUUGUAGCAGAAAACCAAGCUGCAUUUGUACAAGGCAGGUCACUGGUACCCUACUACUUUGUACAACUGAUAAUGACUUGUAUGACUUCACCUUACUUUACUGUAAAGGUGAAUGGAGAUGGUCAUGGUUUCUUUGCUGGCAAGAGGUGGUUGAUGCAAGGGGAUCUUAUGUCCCUGUUACUAUUUGUGUUGGUGAUGAAGUAUUUGUCCAUAAUACUGAAGACCAUGAGUGAUUUGCCUGAUUUUAAGUUUCAUCCUAUGUGUAAGCACCAGAAACUAACUCAUUCAGUCUUUGCUGAUGACCUCAUGAUAUUUUGCAAAGGUAACAAAGGUUCUGUUUUAAGAGUUGUUGAAGCACUAAAACAUUUUAGCUCAGCUUCUGGAUUGAUUGCAAAUAUGGACAAGUCUAGUAGUUUUAUGGCUGGGGUAGAUGAUGGCACUAGGCAGUCCUUGUUAGAGGUUACUGGCUUUUCCCGAGGUGCAUUUCCUAUCAAAUACCUUGGUCUUUCCCUGUCCCCUAAGAAGUGGAACAAAUUGGAUUGCAAUGUAUUAAUUGCCAAGAUCACUGAUAGGAUUAGGAAUGGGUACUCCAAACAACUUUCUUAUGCUGGAAGGUUGCAAAUUAUUAAUGUUGUAUUAUUGUCUAUCCAUAAUUUCUGGGUACAGUGUUCAUCUUGCCCAAAAGUGUUUUGA
Molecule: messenger RNA, 813 nt
Organism: Lycium ferocissimum
Lineage: Eukaryota; Viridiplantae; Streptophyta; Magnoliopsida; Solanales; Solanaceae
Exons: 2
Coding region: 1-813 (270 amino acids)
Source: RefSeq, a predicted model, not a curated record